GGGCUGAAAGGGAAGCAGGACGUGACUGCGCCGGGGCCGAGCGACGCUGUUGAGCAAUUGGGUGGGGUGAGGGAGAGAUAGGCAACUCCUGGGGCGGGAGGUGGCUGGCGACUAGUGCAGCGCGGGGUGUAGUCGCCUCUGGGGGUGCCUCCCCAGCGCUCUCUUCCCUUAAGGCGGCUGUGAAAGUGGAGGCUUUUGUAUUCUUCCCCUCCCCGCCUUUCCUCCACGGAAGUGACAGGAGGAGCCCCGAGGAGACAGGGCCUGAGCGGGCCAGGCACGCGGCCUGUGUGGCCCGGGGUCCCUUCUGCCGGGGGUCCGGGCGGGUGAGGCUUUGGGGUUCCAAAGUGGGCGGGAGAAUUUGCAGCCCGGGAAGGCAGAGACGGUGACGGGAGGGAUGAGCUUGCGACCCACGCUGACGCAUGCGCAGCCGCGGCCCUAUAUAGCGCCUUGGCGCCGGCGCCAGCUGAGAUCAGUCCAGGUCUGGGCGGCAACGAUCUGGAGUCUUAAUAAGAUGUCAAGACGCAGCAGUCGUUUACAAGCUAAAUUGCACCAGCCCUGCCAGGAUACAUCUCCACAAGAACUGCAGGUGCCAGAGUGUCUUCAGACAAGGAAAAGAAAAGCAAUAGAGGAUACCAAGCGACAAGAAGAAAACAUCAACACAAGACAUCAGUAUGAAAUUCAGAGCUGUUGGCCGCCUAUGAUAUCUGGAGGCAUCUCCCCCUGCAUAAUAAUAGAAACUCCUCACAAAGAAACACCAACUACUGACUUUUCCAGAUUCAAAAAAUACAGAUUCAGAAACCUCUUCAUAAAUCCAUCACCUUUACCUGAACUUAGCUGGGGAAGUUCUAAAGAUGUCUGGCUCAACAUUUUAAAGAAAGAAAACAAAUAUAUUCACUGCAAACAUUUCACAUCUCUACACUCAAACCUACAGCCACACAUGCGAUCAAUUCUAUUAGACUGGCUUCUAGAGGUAUGCGAAGUGUACACGCUUCAUAGAGAAACUUUCUAUUUAGCACAAGACUUUUUUGAUCGAUUCAUGCUGACUCAAAAAAAUAUAAACAAAACCAUGCUUCAGCUCAUAGGAAUUACAACUCUGUUUAUUGCUUCUAAGCUUGAGGAAAUAUAUGCUCCCAAACUACAAGAAUUUGCAUAUGUUACUGAUGGUGCUUGCAGUGAAGAAGACAUUAUAAGGAUGGAGCUCAUUAUACUAAAGGCUCUAAAGUGGGAGCUCAGCCCAGUAACGAUAGUCUCUUGGCUCAAGCUUUAUCUCCAAGUGGAUGCUCUGGAAGAUAUCCCAAAGGUGCUGCUACCUCAGUAUUCUCAGGAAAUGUUUAUUCAAAUAGCACAGCUCUUAGAUCUCUGUAUUUUAGACAUCAAUUCUCUGGAUUUCCAGUACAGAACAUUGGCGGCUGCUGCAACUUGCCAUUAUACCUCAGUAGACGUAGUUAAGAAAGUAUCAGGUCUAGACUGGAACAGUAUUUCAGAAUGUGUAGAGUGGAUGAAACCAUUUGUCACGGUAUCAAAAAAAGCCCCAGUAAAAUUGAAGAACUUUAAGAGAAUUGCAGCAGAAAAUAGACACAAUAUACAAACCCACACCAACUACUUGGAUAUGCUGGAAGAAGCUAACUUCGAGGCAACUGUUGCAGUUCCAGGUCAAUUUUCACCCAUGUCUACAGGAGGAAUAAUCACUCCCCCAAAGAGCUCUGAAAAGAAGUGAAUUACCAGAAUGCAUCUGUAUGAACUCUACAUCUUAAGACUCUGAAAAGAAAAACUGAACUGCUGGGGAAGAUACCAAAUAUGACAGAAGGAAGUCUUAAUUGGAGAAGGCCUAAAGCUACUAAGUUUACACCAAAACCCACUAGGCUGUGGGAUAAAGCUGGAUUUCUUGAAGUUAUUCAUAAACAGAUUUUUUUUAACCUGUAAGAACAGCCUUAAUUGCAAAGUUUGGAGAUGGCUUGGCUCUAAGGUUAACCUACUGUAUUCCAACUGCCAGGAUAAUGUAGCCAUUUGUUUAAUCCCAGUUUAACCCUAGCAUAAAAUGUUCUGACCUGUUCCAAAAGCUAUGAGCAGUCCAAACAGCCAGAGCUAAGUCUGCAAUUAAAUAAGUUGAUGCAGUAUUAGCUCCCGCCCUUUCCCUCCCGGCCCUCUUUAAGAGGAGCACAGCAAGACAAGUGCCUUGUAGGAUUUCCUCAGCUACCACCAUGGUUAUCUAAACAGGGUUGCUGAAACAUUUUAAAUGAUGGCUGAACCAAUGAAUGGUCUUCAUCAGCAAACAUACAUCUUAAAAGUUGUAUUGCUAUAUGCAACACUGUUACCACAACAGCAUUCUGCCUGUUUAAGGAUGGAAAGAAGCUAAGGUGACUAAAAUUCAGUAAUUUAUAUAGAAUUUCCUUCUAUCUUGUGCAGCUCAGACUGCAACAAUAUGUUGUUAGCUGGAAAAAUUGCUCCUUGUAAGAGACAUGAUUUGGUAUUAAGUAUCUCUUGCCCUCAGUAAAAAGGCUUAGGGCCAAUCAAGCAUUAAAUCUAGAACCCUGGGCUGAAGGGAAGAUAGCAAACCAUCAUUUGGGUUCAGAUGUAACAUGGUUGUUGGCAAGGGAAAGCAGGCAAUAUUCAUCAACAGGGCAUACACCAAUCUGAAAAUUAUUCUAGAGGGACCAACUCUCUAACAGGAACAUCCUACCUCUUUCCUGAGCUGACAUAUUUCUGUCCAAGAACAAAGCUACCACAGAACAGGAGGGGGCGGGACACGUACUGGAGAUGACUAAUGUUACAGACAUCCUAGUAGGACACUCUGAAUACGACAGAGUUCUAUGGUGCCUAGGAGUGUGUAUUCUGCAUUCUAUUUUGCAUCUGUUUGAAAUGCAUUACGGAGGAUUGCAUACUUCUGUACAAGCUUGUAAAAUAAGGAGGGAUUUGGGGUUUUUUUAAAAAAAUAGGAAAAUACCACACUGUAUUGUUUAUAAAUAUGUAUUGUAUGAAAGUCUCACAUGUAAUAAACUGUUGGAAUGUCAUGAAACUGA
Molecule: messenger RNA, 3020 nt
Organism: Heteronotia binoei (common prickly gecko)
Lineage: Eukaryota; Metazoa; Chordata; Lepidosauria; Squamata; Gekkonidae
Gene: CCNE2
Product: cyclin E2
Exons: 12
Coding region: 395-1717 (440 amino acids)
Biological process (GO): G1/S transition of mitotic cell cycle; regulation of cyclin-dependent protein serine/threonine kinase activity
Cellular component (GO): centrosome; cyclin E1-CDK2 complex; cytoplasm
Molecular function (GO): cyclin-dependent protein serine/threonine kinase regulator activity
Source: RefSeq, a predicted model, not a curated record